UCCGCAGUCGACUCCGAGUGCUUCUCGUACCGACACGCAGACCGACUGCAGCAUGGGCCCCUGGCUGGAGACAAUAUCACAGCCACUUUUGGGGGACCCGCCUGCCCAUAGGGAUGAGGCUUCAAGGACAUAGGCUCAAGCCCAACAGACAGCUACCGCAGAAAACGGAAAGACUUGGGCGGGCAGGCGAUUGGACGCGGUGCCAGAAGCGGAAGCCGGAAACUGUUCGGUGGCGCCCGGGAUGACUGAAGCGGCGGCCGUUGCGGCCGAGUCCCUUGCGGGUAGCAAGGCGCGGGCGGCGCGCACCGUGCUAGGUCAGGUGGUGCUCCCGGGUGAGGAGCUGCUGCUGCCGGAGCAGGAGGAUGUCGAAGGCCCGGGAAAUGCAGGGGAGCGACCGCUGCGCCUAAAUGCCGGCGUGCGCUCCCGGGUGCGCGUUGUGUGUGGUCCGGGCUUGCGGCGCUGUGGCGACCGCCUGCUGGUCACCAAGUGCGGCCGCCUCCGUCACAAGGAGGCCAGCGGCGGCAGCGGCGGCGGCGGCGGCGGCGUUUACUGGGUGGACUCGCAGCAGAAACGGUACGUCCCAGUGAAAGGAGACCACGUGAUUGGCAUAGUGACAGCUAAAUCUGGAGAUAUAUUCAAAGUGGAUGUCGGAGGGAGUGAGCCAGCUUCUUUGUCUUACUUGGCAUUUGAAGGUGCAACUAAAAGAAACAGACCAAAUGUACAGGUUGGAGAUCUCAUUUAUGGACAAUUCGUGGUCGCUAAUAAAGAUAUGGAACCAGAGAUGGUGUGCAUUGACAGUUGUGGACGAGCCAACGGAAUGGGUGUGAUUGGACAGGACGGCCUGCUUUUUAAAGUGACUUUGGGCUUAAUUAGAAAGUUCUGUGCUCCCAGACCCACGCCAGGCAAGUGAAAUGGCCCUUCCACAAGACAGCCACUCGGAUUCUUGAAGGCAGGGGCCAUGCCGCUGUGACGCCUCGUGUCUCCACACUCAGUUCUGCCAACUGUUCUUUGUGACUUAAGGUUUGACUCUCCAUCAUUGGGGUCAGCCUCUCCUGCACUUGUACGAGCUUGUCGAUGCCCUUUCGGUGACUGUCUUUGGAAUGCUGACGGGCCGCCCUCAGUGUGGUCAAACCCACGGUGCCAGCGUGACACAGGCCUGCACUUUCUGUGUUCCGACCCUGGACUACCUGCCUCUGAGACUCACAUGGAACACAAGUCCGUGCUCCUCCCAUACAUGAGCUAGGAUUGCUUUAAAAAGUUUAUUCCUUUAUAACCACUUGAACUAGAGUAUACAAUUCAAAGUUAGAAGACUUGGAUGCUGCCCUGGAGGAGAUUACAGUUUGGGGUUUGUUUUCUGAACAUUUAAAGAUAAAGUGACUCCUCCUGAGGAAAUGUUUUCCUUAGCAUUUUUCAGUGAAUAAGCCAAACUCUAUUUAGCAACCACUGACAAAUCCACUGACAAAUCCCUGUGCCAGUUAUUUUUCAGUUUAAAUGUCGGUGGAGAGGUAGGAUAGGGUAAGGUGUCGAAACUGCGCACCUACAGGUCGUCCUCACUGACCCUCCAGACUUCACAGCCUGAGAGGGGCUGUGGCUCUGCUGUGGGAGACGGCACUUAGCUAUUAUGUCUUUUCAAUCUCUCUUAAUUUGAAACAGCACCCCCCGAUGAUUUUAGUUUUUAUUACAUUGAUUAUCACUAUGAAGUCACGAAACACUGACCUUUUUAGAAUGCAAUUUGGUUAAAUAUCAUUUGUGUUAAAUGUGUAUCUCAUACAUAUAUGAAAAAAUGUGUAAAAUAUUCUCACACACAUGAAAAACAUACAUAUAGAAUAUACCCCCCAACAGAUCAUAGGCUGUAUCAAGAGGGACUCACAAGAAAAGAGUGGUUUUCUCAAGCGGGGGACAAGGACCGGAAUGAGAUUUAUUUCUCACUGUAUUCCUUUUUUAUACAUUUUAACUAUUACUUCGUUCUUUAUUAUCUAUGCUAUGUUAAUUAGUAAAUAUAAACAUUAUCAUAAAGUAUUUCUAUAAUGGAAACAUAUUGAAAAAGUCCAGUUAAUUCCAAUAAAAUUCCAAUUCAACAAAAGGAA
Molecule: messenger RNA, 2087 nt
Organism: Phyllostomus hastatus (greater spear-nosed bat)
Lineage: Eukaryota; Metazoa; Chordata; Mammalia; Chiroptera; Phyllostomidae
Gene: EXOSC3
Product: exosome component 3
Exons: 4
Coding region: 242-910 (222 amino acids)
Biological process (GO): TRAMP-dependent tRNA surveillance pathway; poly(A)-dependent snoRNA 3'-end processing; nuclear polyadenylation-dependent rRNA catabolic process
Cellular component (GO): cytoplasmic exosome (RNase complex); nuclear exosome (RNase complex)
Molecular function (GO): RNA binding
Source: RefSeq, a predicted model, not a curated record